UACACAAAAAAUUAAGCAUGCAAGUAUAGAACAUAGUUACUCACAACUUUCAUAUAUUUUUUCUAUAUAAAAUUAAUCAUUUCUUAUAACUUAUGAACCAUAAUUUAAUUAUGGUAUUAAUAUUUUCUAUUAAAUCUAUUUUUUUUUCUAUUAAAUCUAGGUGGAAGAACUUGAAAUAAAUACAUUUAAGUCCUAAGAAUAGAGGGUUGGGUUGGGUACGUGUCCAAGAAUGUAUCACGUGUUUAUCCUCAAUACAGCGCUUGCCCUGAAAAAGUGAAACAUCCGCAGCAUCCGCAGAGCCGAAGGGAGAGGGAGAGAGGGAGAGGGAGAGGCAGCGAAGAAGCUCCGGAGAUCGUCGAUUCUCGUUUAGGUCUUUCUUCGGAGCUUCUUUCUUCUUUCUUUCUCUUUGCUUUCUUUCCUUUUUGUCUCUAACAUUCAGGUGUCGAAUAAUACCAGAUUAAGCCGCUUCAACAGGUAUUGAGACAAAUAUGCUUCCUUAGAGGAAAUUGCUGGUAGGUGGUUACACGCGUGUCAACGUAUAGCCUUUUGUUUGCAAUACAAGGUCUGGUAUUCUCUCAAACGGUGGUUGAAUUAAGGGAACUUGAUAUAAGGGUUAAAGAUGCCAGCAGUUGUGUUUUCUAAGCUAAAACCUGUUGUAUUUACUGGUUUUCAAAGGUCUCUUACAGGAAAACAAGUUCCGUUGUCCGACUCAGCAAGUUCAUUGCUUAGACAGCUCAAAUUUUUGGCAAAAACAAUGGCUGUGUCUAGUUCCAAGGCUGUUUUCGGAGAUGUUUAUAUGGAUGAGUUGGUAGCAAGUUGUGGGAAUGGCUUGGACUUCUUGAAACCUAGUGGGGUUUAUUUUGCUGAUCGAAGUCAAAGCAGUUGCCAAAAAGCUAGCCUGAUUUUGAGAAAGCAAGAACAGCGCAACAAUCGUCUUGUUUGUGGGUACAAUUUUUGUGACGCAGUGCAGAGAAAUACCGGAUAUAAUCUUCCUUUUGGUCCAAGGAUGAAAAAUAUCCACACAUCAUCUUUGUCUUGUACCUCUUCUAGGGCAGCUCAUGAUUUGUCAUUUGAUGGGAGUUCUAAGGAUGAACGGGCUGCAAGUUUACCUGUAAAGAAUAAAAGCUUUAGACUAGUUUCAGGGUCUUGUUAUCUCCCACAUCCUGCUAAGGAAGAAACAGGAGGAGAGGAUGCUCACUUCAUUUGUGCCAAUGACGAAGCCAUAGGGGUAGCUGAUGGUGUUGGUGGCUGGGUGGAAGUUGGCGUUGAUGCUGAUGAAUUUGCCCGUGAACUUAUGUGUAAUUCAGUGGCAGCAAUUCAAGAUGAACCAAAGGGUUCCAUUGACCCAGCCAGAGUAUUAGAGAAAGCCCAUUCAAGCACAAAAUCACAAGGAUCCUCAACUGCCUGCAUCAUUGCCCUUACAGAGGAGGGGAUACAUGCAAUAAAUCUGGGGGACAGCGGUUUCAUUGUGGUUAGGGAUGGCUGCACCGUCUACCAUUCCCCAGUCCAGCAACACGGUUUCAAUUUUACAUAUCAAUUGGAGAGUGGUGACGGUGGUGAUCUACCAAGCUCUGGUCAGGUUUUCAAAAUUCCUGUUCUGUCAGGUGAUGUGAUUAUCGCUGGAACAGAUGGGUUGUUUGAUAACUUGUAUAAUAAUGAGAUUACUGCUGCUGUUGUUCAUGGUUUAAGAGCUGGCUUCAAUCCCCAAUUGAUGGCUAAGCAGAUAGCAACAUUGGCUCGUGAACGAGCUGUGGAUAAGAACCGACAGACACCGUUUGCCAAAGCAGCUCAAGAUGCUGGGUUUCGUUACUAUGGUGGCAAGCUUGACGACAUCACUGUUGUUGUGUCGUAUAUUGCUGGCUCUUCCAAUACGUGAAACCUAGUGAAAGAAACAUUCAUAUUGGCCUUUCUUUAUGCACUUGUGAUUCACGAGAAGUUUUGAUCCUUGAUUUUUGUUCAAUAAGUAAUUCCGUCGUUCCUCCUUUAACAA
Molecule: messenger RNA, 1990 nt
Organism: Gossypium arboreum
Lineage: Eukaryota; Viridiplantae; Streptophyta; Magnoliopsida; Malvales; Malvaceae
Product: probable protein phosphatase 2C 80
Exons: 6
Coding region: 620-1876 (418 amino acids)
Source: RefSeq, a predicted model, not a curated record